Staurois parvus is the source of this 594-nucleotide messenger RNA. NCBI's taxonomy places the organism in Eukaryota, Metazoa, Chordata, Amphibia, Anura, Ranidae. The record is from the annotation of a GenBank genome assembly.
UCUUUUUGUUGCACAGGAUUCCAUCUUUACCACAAGCUGCCUACAAUAGUCCCGGAGAGCUGUCUCCUUAUCUUGGUUGGAUUACUUCUUGGUGGGAUUAUAUUUGCAGUAAAUGAAAAGUCUCCUCCAGCGAUGAAGACUGAUGUCUUUUUCCUGUAUCUUCUCCCUCCGAUUGUGCUGGACGCAGGGUACUUUCUCCCCACACGCCCUUUCUUUGACAAUGUGGGCACAAUAUUCUGGUACGCAGUGGUAGGAACACUUUGGAACGCCAUUGGAAUUGGGAUAUCGCUUUUUGGAAUAUGUCAAAUAGAAGCCUUUGGCCUGUUAAACAUUUCAUUGCUACAGUGCUUACUAUUUGGUAGCUUAAUCUCGGCUGUAGAUCCAGUCGCAGUUUUGGCUGUUUUUGAAAAUAUCCACGUCAAUGAACAACUGUACAUUUUAGUAUUUGGGGAGUCCUUGUUGAAUGAUGCUAUCACUGUGGUGCUGUAUAAUUUAUUCAAAUCAUUUUGUGAAAUGAAGACAAUUGAAAUAGUGGAUAUAUUUUCUGGAAUGGCGAGUUUCUUUCUGGUGGGAAUAGGAGGAGUUUUAAUUGGA